CUCGGUUAGUUGUGUUUCUCCCUCCCUCUAAGCAACACCCGGGACUCGACUUCUUGACUCAGCCUUUGCCUUCCUCCCUUACGCCACCUCGCCACCGACCUUCACCUCCUCCUCCACCUCCUCUUUCUCCUCCUUCUCUUCUUUCUGCUUCCUUCUUCCUCCUCCUCCUCCUCCUCCUCUUCUCUUCCUCCAUCUCCUCAUAUCAUUCACUCCCGCCUUCACCUGCCGUGGAUGUUUAUUUUUUUUUUUUUAUUCAUUAUUGGUUUGUGUUGUGAUUUAUUUAUAGAAUAGGUGCAUCUUUUGAUUUUUCUUCUAUUGUUCUUCCUCCUCCUCCUCCUCCUCCUUCUCUUCUCUUCCUUCAUCUCUUUGUAUCAUUCCCUCUCUCCUUAACGUGUUGUAUGUGUUAUUGUAGUCUUUAUUGAUUUAUUGUAUUUUAUGUAACUGGAUCGUCUUUUGUUUUUUUCAUCUAUUACUCUUCCUCCUCCUCCUCCUCCUCCUCCUAUCUUCUGUCUCCCAAUUCACUUGUUACUUACUCUCUUUAAAGUCUCAGUUGUUUUUCUCUCCCAUCAUUGGUCUACCUUUUGUCGUAUGCAUUGCGCCCUCAUUCACCUGAUUUUGCCAACCUUUUUCAUCUUGUAUCUUUGUUAUGGUUCUUCUUAACAUCACCGGUUGCUAAGUGUCGGAAGAUUAGUGACUUCGAAUUAAGGAAAAAUCUCCCCUUCCUCUGUCCAAGCGGUUUUAUAGGGAGAGGUGCUGGUGGUGCUGGUGGUGGUGGUGGAGGUGACAGGCACUGGUGGUGGUGGGGAUGUGAAGCCCAGGUGAUUAUUUUCUGUGAGCCGCGGGGCAUCGCUCGCAAGAUUGCAUCAAAGGGACGUUACCACAAAGGGCUGACUCUUCCCCGCAACGCUGAAGCUGAAACUGCAAAAACAGGAGAGAAAUAGAACAGCAGCCGCCGUGUUCCUCAAAACCGGGAUGGAACUCAUGUGAAUCCGCGUAUUUUUCCCUAAUAAUUCGAUGGGUUUUUCCUGCCAUCGAAGGACGAAGUGACGUGCAAUGGUGUGUCAAAGGGAAAGUUCUUGUUCCGUCUGAGCUCUGGGGGAAUUUACGGUGUGUGUGUGUGUAUGUACGUGUGUGUGCGUUUGUGUGGGCCUGUGUGCUGGUCGAUGAGUUGAGUUUUUAGCCUGCUUGUGAUAUUUAUGGCGGAGACAUGCAUCCCAUUAUCUGAAAUUAAACUGACCGUAAUAGAAACGAAUUCAGGAAGAAGAAAAAAAAUCAAACUGGAACACUACUUUUUGAUAUUUUAAUGCACGGCUGAAAUUACAAACUAUAUGCCCCAACCAAUCCCGAGAAGAGUCAGAAGAAAACUCUACAAAAGCUUGAAGGACGUACGCAUCAAAUAGCGUGAAAAACAAAACAAAAAAAAUCACCCGAAAUAUUCACCCAAAUUACGGAUACGUUAAUCACAUCCUAAGAAGAAGCAUCAUAGAAGGACAUGAAGUGAAAGACACCGUGAACAAAUCCAUCUGCAAUCACUAAAUAACAAAUAAUUCGACUGAGGUGAGGAUGGCGGCAUGGACUUAAGGUGUGACUAUCCUUCGUCUUGGUGACUGUGGACCCUUCCGCUGGUGUGGCCCUGGUGUUGGUGUGUGGCCCUGGUGUUGGGUUGCCUCUGUGUUGGUGUGUGGCCCUGUGUUGGUGUGUGGCCGUGUUUGUUUGUGGCCCUGAUGUUGGUAUGUGGCCCUGGUGUUAGUGUUGUGGUGUUGUUGGUGUGGUGACUGUGUUAUCCUGGUGGCCCUCUGUUAGUCCAAUGACCCUGAGUUAGCCUGGUAACCUUAUACCCUGGCUGUCGCUAGUCGUCUUGGACCCGUGUUGGAACUGCUGCCCGUGUUGGUGUGGUCCCGUGUUAUGUACUGCUGCCCUCUGUUACUGUGGCCCCGUGUCGGCGUGACCCUGUGUUAGUACUGCUGCCCCGUGUUAGUGCUGCUUCUCCGUGUCGGCGUGACCCCGUGUUAAUACUGCUGCCCUGUGUCGACGUGGUCCCUUGUCGCCGUGGCCUCGUGUUAGUGCUGCUGCCCUGUGUCGGCUUGGCAGGGAUGAGGCUGGGGAGGCGGUGGACGCGGGUGGCUGCCGUGGUGAUGGUGAUGGUGACGAUGACGCUGCAGGUGCCGAGAGUGAGAGUGUGGCGCACCGACAGACUCCCCAAGGUGUACGGGAGCAGACUACAGCUUCGGUCCCUCCAGCCUGGCAAGUACAAGGUUCAGCGGCGCCUCGUCCACUUCCAUAACAUGUUCCGGUCGAAGGUGAAACCCCAGGCGGCGAACAUGCUGGCGAUGAGCUGGUCGAAGGAGGUGGCCUUGGACGCGCAACGGUGGGCCGACGCCUGUCAACUUCUGGUGCACGACAACGCCACGGGCCGCACGGUGGACGCCUUCGGGCCCUGCGGACAGAACAUCUUCGUCUCCACGCAUCAAGUGCCCUGGCACUUCGCCGUCAAGACUUGGUGGCUGGAGAAGGACCACUUUACCUUCAACGGCGCCAAUGACCUCAAGGUGGUUGGUCACUACACGCAGCUGGUGUGGCACUCCUCGCACCAGCUGGGCUGCGGCCUCGCCCACUGCGCCCACGCCAAGCCGAGGCCGUUCUUCAACUACGUGUGUAACUACUGUCCCAUAGGCAAUUUCCUGGAUCGCAUUGGCCGUCCCUACGACUCUGGCUCGCCCUGCAGCGGAUGUCAAGGUUACUGUAAGGGGCGGCGUCUUUGUACGAACUCCUGCCCUUACGGCGACCUCUGGAUGAACUGCAAGGAGCUACAGCGCGCCUUUCCCGACUGGCUUUGCAAAUCGAAGACGAAGGAAGGACUGGAGAGACUUCGAAGCUGUCAGGCGACGUGCAAGUGCAAGGGGAAGAUUACCUACCCGUGAGUGUGUUAACUGGAGGUGGUUGUGGUUAUUGGUGGCUGUGGUUUGGGUAGUGUUGAGUCCUCUGUGUUGUGGUAGAGGUAGUUUGUGGUGUUGCUGAAGGUACUGUGUUGCGAGUACUGGUGGUAGAAGUGGCAGUGUACACGUGAAUUUUUAGUGAUAACUGAAGGUAGUGUCGACAAAUUUGUGUUGUAGUAGUGGUAGUUUGUGGUAUUGUUAAAGGUAGUGUAGUGGAAGUAGUGGUGGUGGAAGUGGCAAUGUACUCGUGGAAUUUUUUAGUGAUAUAAGUGAAUGCUUCUUGUUAUUUUUAUACUACUUUUUAUAUGCAGAUUUUACAUGUUGUUAAUGAUGAUAGUGGUGGUAGUGGUGGGCAGAAAUGUAUAAGUGAGAUCAUGCAUUGCCCAGCUUUAGCCUAAUUAAUAGCCUUCUGUAGUGAGUCCGCUGCAUUGUGGCGGAGUAUAAAUAGUGAUUAGUGAGUAUUUAAAUACGUAUAGUGGAAUGAAUUGCUUUGUCGAUGAAACACACACACACACACACACACACACACAUUCUCUCUCUCUCUCUCUCUCUCUCUCUCUCUCUCUCUCUCUCUCUCUCUCUCUCUCUCUCUCUCUCUCUCUCUCUCUCUCUCUCUCUCUCUCUCUCUCUCUUUUGUGACAGUCACAAGUACACGCGUGAGAGCGCCAUUAAUGAGAGGCUACACACCACUGGCUCGGCGGCAUUAGCUACCUGUGCAGGUGUAACAGUAUUACCUAAGUGUCCUGGGCUGCCACUGGUCGCCUUGUACUGCUUCUGUUCCUGCGGUAUUGGAAUAAAAUAUAAUAUGUU
Eriocheir sinensis (Chinese mitten crab) is the source of this 3746-nucleotide messenger RNA. RefSeq names its product cysteine-rich secretory protein 2-like. The transcript has 6 exons. The record is from RefSeq and is a predicted model, not a curated record. Gene Ontology annotation, cellular component: extracellular region. The coding region runs from base 2094 to 2921 and encodes 275 amino acids. NCBI's taxonomy places the organism in Eukaryota, Metazoa, Arthropoda, Malacostraca, Decapoda, Varunidae.